CAGCAUGUCAAAUUUGCACGAAAAUUUUGUGAAAGUGUAUUUGAAGCCGUUAAUUGCAUAUUUAGCAAAACAAUUGUUAUUUAUUGACGAUAUUUGUGAUAUUAUAUAUGCAUAUUAGGAUAUUAAAUUCGCCAAUAUCAAAAAAACACUAGAUUGGCUUGCGUAUAUUUUAAAUUUCUAAAAUAGAUCUCCAGCGUCUGCAUUAAAUUCAAAAGCGGAGAGAGCGAACCUAUAAUAAAUAAAUAUAUAAUAAAUCCCUUUCAACACCAGUAUUAAGAUAUCAAUUUGUUUCUUGGAACUGAUAUGGAAGGAAAUAUAAAUACAACAAAUGAUACUUUUGCAACAGAGACAAAGUCAACAAAGAGAAAUAGCUCAAAAGCUAUUUAGAGCGUUUCAUAGACGAUUGUGACUACGUGAUUUAACCACAAAAUUUUAUAAAUAUUUGAGAGUGCAAGAGUAAUCCACAAAUCGCAGCAGCAACGGAAGCGUUAUCAGCUGGCACACGAGUUAGGGGGUUAAAGUGAAAAUUGUUCGGUCACCGACUCGAAGGGGCAGGUGCAUAGUAGAGUUUUGAUUUACCCCUCUCGUCGCGUUUAACCCAUAUGCUGUAUCCAAUAGCCAAAUAUUCAAGCUAAUGUAAACAAAUAUUCCGCUAAACAGAUUUAUAUUACAACAAUUACUUUUAAAAGUGUAAUAGUUACAAAUAAGAUAAAAGUGGCAAAACAGCUGCAAAAUCACUUAAAAUAGUUCAGCACAUUUAUAUACAAUUGCGAUGACAACGGGAAAGAGCAGCUGCAAUCGAAGUGCAAGAUAAAGAAGAAAUAGUGCAAAGUGUAAAUCAAAAGACAUAUCCACUGCUGAAAGUAAGGCCCCUGUCAAGGUUAAAUUGAAGGCAUAUACUCUUUGGAGGUCAAAGAAGAAUAGUAUUUCAGGUUUUAACAAGUGUAUAAGAUGUAAAGUUGAAAAGCUUACUUAAACGAUCAAAAAAAAAAAAAAUCGAAAGUUGAAAUUGUUGAAGUUUAAUUAUUAAAAAAUGGAAAAAUUUCCACAGUGUGCCAUUUGCGGUACAACGCAGCAAUUGUUGCGUUGCGCCAAAUGUAAGUCGAUUUUUUACUGUUCCACUGCACAUCAGCAUAUGGACUGGCCCAUGCAUAAACAGUCUUGCCGUAUGUUAGCCAAACAAAGGAAUGAAAAUCGCAUUCAACAUCUGCAACAGGCUGUUGCUGCCACAACACUAAGCAAUACAAUUGCGCCAUCAAUGCCCACAACAAGCAACGAUGUUGAUGCUGGUCACCAUCGUUGGACAACAUCCACGAAUGAUAUGGCUAUUAUAGGCUUUGGACUACUAGGCGGUAACGAAAGUGCUGAAGUUGAUCCUAGCAUACUAACUGCAGUACCACCCAUGGCUGUGAUGAUGGGUAACAAUGACAAUGGCGUUGCAUACAACCAGACAAAUGGAUUGGCUAACGAGGCAAAUCCCAACCAAAUAUCAGAUACAGGUGGCACAGUGACCGGUGCUGGUAUUAUGCAAAACAAUACGUCAUUAUGCAUGCAACCGCAAUAUCACCAUGUAGAUCAACGCUUGCUAUCGCCGCAAUAUCAUCAACAACAACAGCAAUUAAUGCACCAACAAUUGCAGUGUCAACAGAUAUCGCCAUCGCAUACACCAUACACAGCAAACCUUACCAACCAUAACACACAUCAUCAUUAUGAGAAAAGCAUCAGCUGUCAAGUUGGAAGCGGAGGUGGCGUGGACGAAAACGCUUUUGGAAAUGCAAACGAGCGCCGCUAUGACGAAUUAUGUCGAAAUAUUAUCAGCGACAUGAAUCAGUACGGUUUGUCGGUGGUCGAUGAUUUUCUAGGCGUCGAGAAGGGCCUGCAGAUUCUCAAUGAAGUGCAUCGCAUGUAUUCAGCUGGUGUCUUCAAAGACGGCCAACUGGUAAAUAAUUUGCGAGAAGAAGAGCUGCGCACAAUACGCGGCGAUAAGAUAACGUGGGUUAAGGGCGUAGAACCAGGCUGUGCAAAUGUUGGCUAUUUGAUAAAUCAGAUUGACGCGGUCAUUUGUCGGGCAAACACAAUGAAGAACAAUGGUCAAAUGGGCAACUAUAACAUUAAAGAGAGAACAAAGGCUAUGGUGGCUUGCUACCCGGGUUCCGGCUCGCAUUAUGUGGUGCAUGUCGAUAAUCCGAACAAAGACGGUCGUGUUAUAACGGCCAUUUACUAUUUGAAUGUCAAUUGGGAUACGGACCGCAGUGGUGGCAUUUUACGAAUUUUCCCAGAGCACGGUAAUUCAGUUGCUGACAUCGAGCCGAAAUUCGAUCGUCUGAUCUUUUUCUGGUCCGAUCGUCGGAAUCCCCACGAAGUGCAACCCUCACAUCGCACCCGCUACGCCAUCACUGUGUGGUAUUUCGACGCGAACGAACGCGAAGCGGCGCUGAAUCGUAUUAAAAACAACAAAAAUAAUGCCAAAUCAACAACAAAUACAACAGCGAGGGCGUCGGCGCCUACGAAUAUGCACGACAACUCGAGUACAACGCAUACAAAUCCGCAAUUGAACACCAGCAAUGCGUCGGCGCCGACAAUAGCAACAACAGCAGCAGCACCACCAACAACGGCAACAGCAACAACAACGCCAACAAUGCCAACACCCGCAAAUACCAAAAUGGUUGCGAAUUCGAAUGCGACCAUAAACAACAGUAAAUGUGCGAGUAUAAACAAUGCGACGGCGAAUAUCGGCGAGCACCACCACACGAACAGCAACAGUGCGGUGCUUGCGAAUUCGAGUGAAAUUUGCACGUAACACCGCAACCAGCUGUUGUUGUUGUUGUUGUAAAGAGAGAAAAAGCUGCUCUGUGUGCUGUAGCGCGCGUGUUUCUUGCGUUUGUGUUUUUUGUUUUGGUUUUAUAAGUUUUUGUGAUUUUUGAUGAUUUUAUUUUAAUUGUGUGCGGAAGUGCUAUAAAUGCGUAGGAGCAUAGGAAAAGAACAAUAACAAAUUGGAAAUGCAAAAAAUAUUAUCCUAAACUAUGAAAAUUGUAUGUAUGCUAGAAGUAUUAUAUUUACGAAUGUAAUGUAAAUAUAUAUGUAAUUCACUAGAACUAAGCUCUUCGGCUUCAUAGCUUAGGUAAAAAGAAAGCUUAAUGAAAUAUUUGUAUUACAUAUGUGUACUAUGUAUUAUAUACCCAUUUGUACGAACAUACAUACGUACAUAUGUAUGUAAUGCAUGCAAAUAGGCGCAGACGUUUGAAAUGUGAUAAAAGCGAAGAAACAAUGUGGGAACGCAUUCUAGAGGUGUGAAACGCUGUAAAGCCGCUAACUAAAUGCCAGUGUACAGCUGUCUGUUAAUUUUUUUUUUUUGUUUUAUAAAAAUGUAUUGCCCAGCAGUUGUCGGUACCUUUUUGCUGUAGUUUGUGUACGUUCUGUAUGUAAACACGUGUAACUUAGUCUAAGUAUUGCGCGUUUAUGAAAUUUCUAUACAAAAUGCAGUUGUAUGCAUGCAUAUACUUACAUAUGUAUAUGUACAAAUAUUAGGGUGUCCAUUAUUUGACAUUUUUGUUCUUUGUAAAUGCUUUCUAAAGUUUCAGCUUUUGCCCCAAAUGAAGUGCAUUUGCAUAUAAUGUACUGUAUUCAUAUAGUGCACCAUGUCGUAUGAGCAACACUCUAUGAACGCUCAACAUUUUUAAAUGUUGUAGAUAUACUUGCUUAAUGCAACAUAUCAAAAAAUCGUACGGAAAAUAGAAUUUAUGUCAGGUUUAAAUUGGAAAUAAAGAGCUUGCUUCCGACAAAAACUGAUACCCCUACUACGAAUUUCAACUCCACUCGAUUGAAUUGAAGUUCAAAUCAACCCAACUCUUUUUUUGGGAUAUUCAACUAUUUUCAGUUGAAGUUUGAUUGCUGUUGCCAACCUAAAAAAUAAAGAUUUUACAUAAUGUAUAAUUAAACAACUGAAAAUAUUUAAACGCAAAAACAAUUUAAUUUAGCUAUUCCUCAUGAAAAGGUGAAUAAUUGUUAAAAUGGACAUUAGUGUUGAUUACCGGUAGAAAUCAAGAAUGCAUUUUAAAUGAUUUUAGCUUUGGGUUGAAGCAACCUGCUAUGGUUGUUGCCAAACCUGCUUUUAAAUAUUAUAAACUCUAUAUUUAUGCGCUAUGUAUAAAACUUCAAUGAAGAAAAGGAGAAAAAUGUUGUAAAAAUUUAAUUUUACUCAAAAAGUGUAUCCCAAGAAGUAGUAGGUUAUAUCGAAGCUUUAUCUUUGAAACACUUCCAUUAAUUUUCUUUUCAUGUAACCAAAUUGUAGAUUGUCUCGUUCAGUUUAAUACCGAAUUUCAAAACUUCAACCAAAAUGCAGUCGGGUUGAAAUGAAAACCGUAAUAGGGGCCUGAAACUUUAUGGGGCAUUGUAAAAAAAAAAAAAUUAACUUGAGCAAUAACGGACAUCCUAAUAUAUAUUUAUGUGCGUAUUUUGUGCUCGUCAUACGAAUGUAUGUAUGUGUGUAUGUACAUGAAUGCACUUGCAAAUAAUACAGUAUGAAAAACUUAUCAAAGCUUUAAACAGAUUUGCUAUGAAAAGUCACUUAGUAAGCCAAAAUAAGGGCAAAAAAUUGUAAUUACCAAUAAUGAGUUGUUUAGAAUUUUAUUUUAGGCGCUAAACGGAAGCUUAUUGCUAUGUGUAUACAUAUAUAACUGGUAUAUAUAACUGGUGAAUCUAACUGACUUUGCUAAUUAUUUAAGCUAACAAUUUUGUGCUGAUAAUACCAGUUGACAUAUUCGCUUAGUUAAAGUCUAAUUUAUUCAGUAGUAUUUCAAAGUGAUGAUGGAAAUGAUUGCAAUUCACACAAACACACUUGCAUUAUUAAUGUGUACGUGCACAAUGGCAUGCAAGCAAAAGUCAAAUAGCAGCUGGCAAGCAAAUAUUAGCAACAACAACAAGGCGUAAUGCAAUAAGUUAAAUGAAUAAUUAAAUAUAAAUAACAUGCAUACAUACAUACAUACAUAUGUACUAAUUGAGCACGCAUAAAUAUUUGUUCGUUUGCGAGUGCGUGUGUGUGUGUGCAAAUGGAACUAGUAUAUGCUUUAUAAGAAAUGAGUGAGGUAAUGCAGACUUUUUUGUAAUAUACUAAAAAAAAUUUGUAUCAUUAAUAUUCAUAAAACACAUAAAUAUAUAUAUGUACAUAUAUAUAGAAAUAUUUCUACUUGCAUAAAACAAUUCGACUACUAAACUUAGUUACCUUGUAUUAUAUAUAAUUUAGUAUGUUGUUACACAUACAUACAUAAAUACGUACAUAAAUAAAACCAAUAAGAGCCUGUGAAAAGCAAAAUAGUUAUAUAACAAUUGUGUAAAAAAAAAUGCAACCAAAUUUAUUUGCUAAAUAAAAAUGUAUACAUAAAUAA
This is a messenger RNA of Bactrocera neohumeralis, 5384 nucleotides long. RefSeq names its product hypoxia-inducible factor prolyl hydroxylase (gene Hph). Gene Ontology annotation, molecular function: peptidyl-proline 4-dioxygenase activity; ferrous iron binding; L-ascorbic acid binding. The record is from RefSeq and is a predicted model, not a curated record. Gene Ontology annotation, cellular component: nucleus; cytoplasm. Lineage: Eukaryota; Metazoa; Arthropoda; Insecta; Diptera; Tephritidae. Bases 1034 to 2800 code for a protein of 588 amino acids. The transcript is spliced from 7 exons. Gene Ontology annotation, biological process: cellular response to hypoxia; peptidyl-proline hydroxylation to 4-hydroxy-L-proline.